Messenger RNA from Striga hermonthica, 2382 nucleotides. The record is from the annotation of a GenBank genome assembly. Lineage: Eukaryota; Viridiplantae; Streptophyta; Magnoliopsida; Lamiales; Orobanchaceae.
AUGCAUGUCAGGCGAUCGGGCUACACUCUGCUGAGCCAGACUACUGACGAGCAGUCUCACCGGCGGCAACCGUCGAGAAACCCCCCCUCGACCGGCGGAGCAGUGGAUGGUCACCUCAUCGGCUUCGAAUCUGAACUAGGAGGGGAGAAUAACUCAGGAUCGGGAAAGGAGGCCUUCGAUCGGGACGGUAUUGGUCAGAGGAUGGGUACUGCGGCUUUCCCCGGCUCAUUUGGGAGCAGCUUCGGCGGGAGCUCGAUGUCGGGGGAUUACUACGUGCCUACACUGCCUAACACAGAGGUUCGGUUCAGUGACCCCGGCGAUGGUGGCGGUGGGGAGUUGAUGGUGAAUGCCUUUGGUGUCGGCGGCGAGCGGUCGUCUUCUUUCAAGAGCUGGGCGCAGCAGACGGAGGAGAGCUACCAGCUGCAGCUGGCUCUGGCUCUUCGUCUCUCUUCAGAAGCUACAUGUGCUGAUGAUCCUAAUUCGUUGAAUCAGGUGUCGGAUGAGUCUUCCAUACACGGUGCUUCGCCUGGCUCGGGAAAGGCCAUUUCUCACCGGUUCUGGGUAAAUGGUUGUCUGUCAUACUUUGACAGAAUUCCAAAUGGGUUUUACUCUAUUCAUGGAAUGGAUCCACAUAUCUGGGCAGUGUGCUCUGAUCCUCAGGAAGGUGGACGAAUUCCAUCAAUUGACUCAUUAAAGACUGUUGAUCCUGCCACCCUCUUCUCGAUCGAAGUGAUUUCAGUAGAUCCUCGAGGUGAUUUAAGAUUGCAAGAGUUGCAAAACCGCAUUCAUUCCAUAUCAUCUAGUAGCAUCACUACUAAAGAAGUUGUUGACGAGCUUGCUAAGAUAGUCUGCAACUAUAUGGGGAAUGCAUCUUCUGAUGGGGAGGAUGCCUUAAUUGCCAUUUGGAGAGAGUGCAGCAAUGAAUUGAAAUUUCGAUUGAGGUCUAUAGUGCUCCCCAUAGGCAGUCUGUCUGUUGGUCUAUGCAGACAUCGUGCAUUGCUGUUCAAGGUUUUAGCUGACACUAUUGGUUUACCUUGUCGAAUUGCAAGAGGAUGUAAAUUCUGCACUCAAGAGUAUGCUUCCUCGUGUCUUGUUCGGUUUGACCUUGACAGGGAGUAUCUUAUUGACCUGAUUGAGCAUCCAGGACGUUUAUGUGAACCUGAUUCUCUGCCAAAUGGUCCAUCCACCAUCUCAAUUUCUUCUCCAUUGCGUCUUCCACGACUCAAGUCUCUGGAGCCUACUAUUGACUUCAAGUUGUUGGCCAAACAGUAUUUCAUGGACUUUCAGUCACUUAAUCUCAUAUUUGAUGAUUCUUUAGCAGUUGGAACUGCUGAGGAUGCUGUAAAUUCGACAGACAUAGGGAAAGGUUCAAAGCCUCCAAAAUUUCUCCCACCAAUCGAAAAUAAAGUUGUUCAGCCACUUAUGAUGCCUGGCCCAAGAGGCAAUGUGAAUAAAGUUAUGCAGUUUGGUGAAGGAGGUCGACCAGUUUCAUCCAAAUCAAGUGGAGUAUCGGCCUCUGAUAUCGAGGAUCUGAGUGUUUCCUGGGAUGAUGUUAUUCUAAAGGAAAGAAUUGGAGAAGGUUCUUUUGGUAAAGUUUAUCGUGCUGAAUGGAAUGGUUGUGAUGUGGCUGUAAAGAUUCUCAUUGAGCAAGAUUUUCAUGGUGAACGAUUUAAGGAAUUCUUUCAAGAGGUGGCUAUCAUGAAAAGAUUGCGCCAUCCAAAUAUUGUUCUAUUUAUGGGUGCUGUAAUGGAGCCUCCAAACUUGUCCAUAGUCACCGAAUAUUUAUCAAGAGGUAGUCUGUAUAGAUUGUUGCAUAAACAUGAUGAAAGAGAAUUCUUGGAUGAGAAACGUCGAUUGGGCAUGGCUUAUGAUGUGGCUAAUGGGAUGAAUUAUCUUCACAACCACAAUCCUCCAAUUGUUCACAGAGACUUGAAAUCUCCUAAUCUUUUGGUUGAUCAAAAUUACACUGUGAAGGUUUGUGAUUUUGGUCUUUCACGUUUGAAGGCGAACACAUUUCUUUCAUCAAAGACAGCUGCUGGAACUCCUGAGUGGAUGGCUCCUGAAGUCCUCCGUGACGAACCAUCAAAUGAGAAAUCAGAUGUUUACAGUUUUGGCGUGAUUUUAUGGGAGCUGGCCACCUUGCAGCAACCAUGGGGUAAUUUGAACGCGGAACAGGUUGUAGCAGCUGUUGGUUUUAAGGGGAAAAGGCUUGAGAUUCCACAGGAUAUGAAUCCUCAGAUUGCAGCUAUUAUUGUUUCCUGCUGGGCCAACGAGCCAUGGAAACGGCCCUCAUUUUCAAGUAUCAUGGAAUCUUUGAGACCAUUCGUUAAAUCACCCCCAACAACUCGUCCGGGUCGUAAGGAGAUACCUUUCUUCAUGUGA